AAUUCCCUUUCCCUCCCGACGCACGCGAAGCUUCGUUGUUCGCCUUCCUCUUCGGUCUAACCUGCGGUGCGUCCUCCUUCCUCCUCCCCCUCCCUACGCACGCGAAGCUUCGUUGUUCGCCCUCCUCUUCGGUCUAACCCGCGGUGCGUCCUUCUUCCUCCUCCCCCUCCCAACGCACGCCACGAUUCGAUCGUCGCCCUCGUCCUUUGUCCAAGCAGCGGUACCGCGGCUUAGGCUCGGCGGUCAACCCACCCCCUUGGGAUCGCGGAACCCCCUGCAGCCCCCCAACCGAAUCGGAGCUGGACGCUUCCCGAUAUCAUCUUAGCGGCGAUGUCGUUCUCCGACUCCGAUUUGUCGUCGCAGGGCGGGGACUACAAGAACUUCCGCCAUGUCACCCGAGACCGUUUAUUAUGUGAAAUGCUUCAAUCUACUAGGGCAAAGGACUCGAAAUCAACAUGGAAGGUACUUAUUAUGGACAAAAUUACCGUUAAAGUAAUUUCACACUCUUGCAAGAUGGCAGACAUUACAGAGGAAGGAGUUUCUUUGGUUGAAGACAUAUACAAGCGAAGGCAGCCAUUGCCAUCCAUGGAUGCUGUAUAUUUCAUCCAGCCAACAAAAGAAAAUGUGGUCAUGUUCUUGUCUGACAUGUCCGGGAAAUCACCCUUGUACAAAAAAGCAUAUGUAUUUUUCAGUUCACCCGUAAAUAAAGAGUUAGUGGCACAUAUCAAGAAGGACACAAGCGUCUUACCCCGCAUUGGUGGUUUAAGUGAGAUGAAUUUGGAAUAUUUUGCUAUUGAUAGUCAGGGCUUUAUAACCGACCAUGAGAGGGCUAUGGAGGAACUACUUGGGGAGAAUGCGGAAGGCUCUCACAUGUACAAUGACUGCUUGAAUACAAUGGCCACACGUAUUUCUACGGCAUUUGCUUCUUUAAGGGAAUUUCCGUAUGUGCGGUACCGUGCUGCAAAGUCAUCAUUAGAUGCUUCUACAGUGACAACACUUCAUGAUCUUGUCCCAACUAAGCUUGCUGCUGGAGUUUGGAAUUGUCUUUCUAGGUAUAAAGCUAAAAUUCAUGAUUUUCCCCAGAGGGAGACAUGUGAGUUGCUUAUUGUGGACCGUUCCAUAGAUCAGAUUGCUCCAAUUAUACAUGAAUGGACCUAUGAUGCCAUGUGCCAUGAUUUGCUAAACAUGGAUGGUAACAAAUAUACUCAUGAGGUGCCUAACAAAACAGGAUCAACAGACAAGAAGGAGGUGUUGUUGGAGGAUCAUGACCCCAUUUGGCUUGAGCUUUGGCAUGCACAUAUUGCUGAUGCUAGUGAAAGAUUGCAUGAGAAGAUGACAAAUUUCAUAUCAAAAAAUAAAGCAGCUCAAAUUCACCAUGGUUCAAGAGAUGGUGGUGAGCUUUCCACUAGAGAUUUGCAAAAAAUGGUUGAAGCUUUGCCGCAGUAUACUGAGCAGAUUGACAAACUUUCUCUCCAUGUAGAGAUUGCUGGUAAGAUUAAUGGAAUAAUUAGAGAACAAGGUCUUCGUGAAGUUGGACAGCUGGAACAAGAUCUUGUAUUUGGAGAUGCUGGGACCAAAGAACUAAUUAAUUUUCUAAGGACAAAGCAGGAUAUCAGUUGUGAAAAUAAACUACGUCUGAUGAUGAUUUAUGCAUCCAUCUAUCCAGAGAAGUUUGAAGGCGACAAAGCAUCAAAGUUGAUGCAACUUGCACAACUUUCAUCUGAUGAUAUGAUUGCUGUUAAUAACAUGCGCUACCUGGGAGGUUAUGGAACUAAAAAGACAUCAAGAAGUGGAUUCACCCUCAAAUUUGAUGCAUACAAGAAGAAGCAUGCAGUGAGAAAAGAACGAAAAUCUGAGGAAGUUACAUGGCAGCUAUCUAAAUUUUAUCCGCUGAUAGAGGAGCUGAUAGAGAAACUUAGCAAAGGUGAACUACCGAAGGAUGAGUAUCCUUGUAUGAAUGACCCAAGUUCUAGUUUUCAUGAGACCUCACAAGAUGCAUCUGCUUCCACAACUCACCAUGCACCAGCUCAAUCCAUGAGAUCUAGGCGGGCGACAUGGGCUAGGCCACGAAGUUCUGAUGAUGGAUAUUCAAGUGAUUCUGUGUUGAGGCAUUCAUCAAGUGAUUUUAAAAAGAUGGACCAGCGCAUUUUUAUAUUUAUCAUUGGUGGAGCCACUCGAUCUGAGCUACGUGUUGUCCACAAGCUUACCACAAAGUUGAAGAGGGAAAUCAUCCUCGGCUCAUCCAGUAUUGAUGAUCCUUCCCAGUUUAUCACUAAACUGAAGAUGCUCUCACCUCAAGAAAUUUCAUUGGAUGACCUUGAGAUAUGAUAUAUGCACCACCAGUGAUUCAGGGAAGAUUCCAUUUGAUGUUUGGGAAUCUCAGCUACAUUAGAAAGUAACUUCAUGAAAAUUAAGUCGGCUACCAAAUACUCUGAAUCCGUUCGUGGUCAACUUAAAAGUUUUGUAGGUUAAAGUUUUCGAUGAACAUCAUGGUCGGAUGUAACCAAACAAGUUGUAUCACUUGUGUCUUCAGGCUGCAGUACAGCAUGUACAACAAACGGAACAUUUUUGAUGUGAUCAUUUGCUGGGCCUCAUUUGGUUUGAAAUAACUCGAAUGAUCAGGAGAAACUAUUGGGCUGCAUAAUGAAUGGUGUACUUCAAUAUGUUUUGUUGAACAGGAAUGAUACUACUUUUUGAUCUGCCA
Musa acuminata subsp. malaccensis (wild Malaysian banana) is the source of this 2704-nucleotide messenger RNA. Its product is annotated as SNARE-interacting protein KEULE. Gene Ontology annotation, biological process: intracellular protein transport; vesicle-mediated transport. Gene Ontology annotation, cellular component: secretory granule; plasma membrane. Gene Ontology annotation, molecular function: syntaxin binding. Lineage: Eukaryota; Viridiplantae; Streptophyta; Magnoliopsida; Zingiberales; Musaceae. The record is from RefSeq and is a predicted model, not a curated record.